Cuscuta campestris is the source of this 4350-nucleotide messenger RNA. Lineage: Eukaryota; Viridiplantae; Streptophyta; Magnoliopsida; Solanales; Convolvulaceae. The record is from the annotation of a GenBank genome assembly.
AGGCGUCAUUUCCCAUUUUGCUCGUCUUCUUCAAGCUCUCGACCAGCAGCGGAGGACAGCUCGCACGAAAACUCGCGGCUUUCGUUCUUUUCCACGCCCGGCUCGCUCUCUUCUGCUUAUUUGUUCCCAUCAUUGCUGAACUGAAAUUGCCUUUUGUGCUCGGGCACCUCACUGUUGCUAAUACUGGGGUUCUGACGCUAUUCGUGCUCCUUGAUGAUUGCUAAUUGUGAAUCGUCCACUUCUGCCUCUACCGUGUUCAUAGAUUUUGAAAUGACAUAUUUUCACUUCUCUGCACGUGUGAGUAAACCAGUGCUGGAGCAGAGUGAGUAUUCCAUUGCAUUCUGCAACCCUUUGUAUCAAUAGGUGAGUUGUGGUGGCAUCAACAUUUUCCACUUUUGAGGGGAAGUGCAACCUAAUUUUUUGAUUUGAUUAGAUGGAUCAAUCAAAAAAUCAAAACUACUUGCAUUAUAAUACGACUAGAGAAAAUGUCAAUGUGGAAGUAGUUCCUGAACCUCAGGGUGUUAAGAGGAACAUACUAGAACAUGACACUCCUGAUUUGAACCAUCCAAAGUCUAAGCCUGUGCUUAAUUACUCAAUACAGACAGGUGAAGAGUUCUCCCUUGAGUUCAUGCUCGACAGAUUUAAUACCAGAAAAUCCCAUGUUGUUCCAAAUACUUAUGUGGAUCCAAGUCAUACACCUGGUCACCUGGAGCUGAAAGGUAUUUUAGGAACUGGAUCUGAAAGAGGUUCAGAUAUUCACAUGUUCACCGCAAUGGAAGGUCUAAGAUAUACAGAAGAAAGAAACUCUUCAUUUUGUGAAUCGAAAAGUCACAAUGGCUCUAUGCUACCUGUACAUCAAACUUAUGCAGAGAACAAUGGCUUUCAUUCUGGAGCCUCUGAUAGUUCAGUGGUACAUCUUAAGAUUCUUUUCAGCUUUGGUGGAAAAAUAUUACCUCGGCCGAGUGAUGGAAAGCUCAGGUAUGUGGGAGGGGAAACACGCAUUAUCCGCAUAAGGAAGGACAUAACGUGGCAUGAGUUAUGGAAGAAAGCUAUAUCAAUUUAUGACCUUACUCAUGUUAUAAAGUACCAGCUUCCAGGAGAGGAUCUUGAUGCUUUAGUUUCUGUGUCAUGUGAUGAGGAUUUGCAGAACAUGAUGGAAGAAUGUUAUAUUUUAGAUGAUAGAGAAGGAACUAAGAAGCUUAGGAUGUUUCUCUUUUCUUUGAUUGACUUGGAGGACUCUCAUUUUAGUCUAACUAAUUCUCAUGCUGAAUGUGAGAUUCAGUAUUUUGUUGCUGUCAAUGGUUUUGACAUGUCAUCCAGGAAAAGCUCAGUUUUGCAUUGCAUAGGAUCUUCUGCAAACAGUUUAACUGAGCUGGAUAUGCCGAAUGUUGAGAUUGACACCGGCAGAGUUGCAUACAAUUUUAUUGAUGAGAAAAAUGAAUUUUUGUCUGGUUUUGAUGGCUCAUCCUCAAUACCCAAGCCUUCUGAACAACACAAUUCCUAUGAUGCUUACAUAUCAGAAAUGCACCUUUAUCAUAAGCAGAUGCCACAUUAUGAUGACAGCAUACAGCAGAAUUUGGAACCCGAUAGCAAUUUGAAUUCUGACACGCGAUUUCCUGAAAGUCUCAUAGUAAAACAAAACAGAUUUCUAGCUCAGAAAGAAGAUACUGAGGGGCCACUGUUAGAUGGAUUGAGUGUUAGUAGUCAUUUACAAAUUGGUGGGAAGCCAUUGAAAUCAAAUGCCAAUGGUUCAGCUCAUCAUAGAGGGGAGGUUCAGACUAAUGAAAUAUUUUCAAAUGAGCAGCUUGCUGCUGCACAUUUGCUUAACAAUCACACCAAUGAUUACUCUCCUGAAGAGAAUGGCGGGCAGCCCCAAUAUCCAAUAUAUACCGUUUCCCCCCUUGAAACUACAAGCCCUGAACUUCCUAAUUCUAGCAGAAAUGACUGUAGUUGCGCAUCUGUUCCUGAAUCUAGCAAUUCAGAAUCUGCUCCUAUUGAUUUGAGCUUCUUUGAGCCCACUCCGCCACCCCUUCCCCAGAGAGUAUUUUGUUCGGAAAGAAUUCCCCGCGAGCAGGCAGAAUCGAUGAACAGGGUAUCCAAGUCAGAUGAUUCGCACAACUCUCAGCUCCUUAUGAACCAUCCUCAUCCUGAUGUUACACGAACAGAUUUGCGUACAGAGUCUGAUGAAAAAGUGCAAAACUCAAAUCAUGUACAGAAUGAGCGGAUCAUUCCUAUUGAGAACCCCCUGCCUACCGGUAAGCCUCAUAAGGCAAAGCAGACAGUACCACUUGGUCUGGAUAUGAAAGACAAAGCACGUGAGAGCCAAGUGGAUCUCCAUGGGGCAUUAUCAUCUGAAAUUGCUAGUAAACACUUUUUUGCUGAUGAUUCAGUGGAUGCUGGACCCAGGGUUAAUGCCAUUAGCCAACUGAAUGCUGAGAAAUACCAGGAAGAUUCAGUUAAUAGUCUUCCUGACAUCCAUUGGGGAGAUAGGAUUGACAAUGAGCUAUUUCUUAAUAAUGCUCGUGGUCCUUCUCAGCACUUAGACGAGAAGGGGAAUGGUAAUAAGGCUGUUGCUUUGGAGGAACCUAGUGCUGGUGUGGCUAGAGCUGAGCAAGGGGAUAUAAUGAUUGAUAUCAAUGAUAGGUUCCCUCGUGAUAUCCUUUCUGAUAUAUUUGCAAAAGCCAUUCUUUCUGGAAGUUUAAAUAAUAUUGAUUCAACACCUCAGAGUGGAGUUGGUGUGAGUGUGAACAUGGAAAACCUUGAACCUAAGAAUUGGUCCUUCUUCCAAAAGUUGGCGGGUGAUGAGUUUGCCAAGAGAGAUGUUUCUUUAAUAGAUCAAGAUCAUCUUGGUUAUUCUCCUAGGCUUCAAAAGAUUGAUGAGGCUUCUUCAGCAUAUGGAAUAUUGCCGUCCAUGAGUGAGGGAGUUGCUUUAAGCCAUUUGGAUCAGCAAGUUAAUCUAGUUGAAGGUAAUCAGACAGAAUUAUCAAGCAGCAAUGUUGGACCCAAUUCUGUGAUGUUGCAUUCUGGAUAUGGCCCGAGCUCAGGGUAUGAGGACGGAAUUAUAAAUAUUGGGCUACCUCCUUUAGGCACUUCUUUGGUGGAUGUUGACCUAAGUUCGUUGCAGAUAAUCAGGAAUGAAGAUCUUGAGGAAAUGAGGGAACUUGGUUCUGGCUCAUUUGGGACAGUGUACCAUGGAAAAUGGAGAGGGAGUGAUGUUGCAAUCAAAAGAAUAAAAAAGAGUUGCUUUACUGUGCGAUCAUCGGAGCAAGAGAGAUUGACACUAGAGUUCUGGAGGGAGGCUGAUAUUCUUUCAAAGCUUCAUCACCCGAAUGUGGUAGCAUUUUACGGUGUAGUACAUGAUGGAAUAGGUGGAACUCUUGCUACUGUAACUGAGUAUAUGGUGGAUGGCUCUCUAAGGCAUGUUCUAAUUCGCAAAGAUAGGCAUCUUGAUCGGCGAAAACGAAUCAUAAUAGCCAUGGAUGCGGCAUUUGGGAUGGAAUACUUGCAUUCAAAAAACAUUGUGCAUUUUGAUCUGAAAUGUGACAACUUACUGGUUAAUUUGAAGGAUCCUUCACGACCAAUAUGCAAGGUUGGUGAUUUUGGGCUGUCAAAGAUAAAACGGAACACCCUGGUGUCUGGUGGAGUAAGGGGGACACUCCCGUGGAUGGCUCCUGAGCUACUAAAUGGAAGCAGCAACAAAGUCUCCGAGAAGGUUGAUGUGUUCUCCUUUGGGAUUGUGUUAUGGGAGAUUCUCACGGGAGAGGAGCCUUAUGCCAACAUGCACUACGGCGCAAUCAUAGGUGGGAUAGUGAGCAACACGCUGAGGCCGGGCAUCCCAAGCCAGUGCGACCCAGAGUGGAGAAACUUGAUGGAAGAAUGUUGGGCUCCAAACCCCUCCUCCAGACCUUCAUUCACAGAGAUUGCCAGUCGUUUACGCGCUCUGUUGUCCACCAUCCCCCCUCCAUCCAAAGCUCCCAAGCCGCCCCCGCCAUCAUCAUAACUCACCCCAUGUCUAGCAGUGUAACUUUUUUUACUUUAUUUUUUAAAGAGAAAGAUAUAUAUACUCCGCAUAUAUAUAUAUAUAUAUAUAUAUAUAUAUAUAUAUAUAUAUAUAUAUAUAUAUAUAUAUCAAAGACUUGGGAAGAACCGAUGGCAACUUAUUUUUGGGACCAUCUACUGCUGGUACUACUCGCAGCACAAUGAGAUGAUGAGAAUAUAAUACAGGGUACUUAUUAGUACUAAGUAUUUUAGAUAGUACUUAAUGCCUGCCAAAUGUUUAUUUUCAUGUCUUAGGGCCUCUUUGGCAACAAUGUUAGAUGUUACAAUUAGCAUUAAAAGAAACUAGUUUUU